This is a messenger RNA of Toxotes jaculatrix (banded archerfish), 2979 nucleotides long. RefSeq names its product CTD (carboxy-terminal domain, RNA polymerase II, polypeptide A) small phosphatase like 3 (gene ctdspl3). Bases 162 to 1298 code for a protein of 378 amino acids. The transcript has 11 exons. Gene Ontology annotation, molecular function: phosphoprotein phosphatase activity. NCBI's taxonomy places the organism in Eukaryota, Metazoa, Chordata, Actinopteri, Toxotidae. The record is from RefSeq and is a predicted model, not a curated record.
GCCGACUCUCAGUCAACUGCUGAACGCAGUCAGUCUGGUGGGGGUUAACAAAACAAAAGGUAAAGGCAAAAAAAAAAAGAAAAGCAUCUGUCUCAAAGCCACUAGCAUACCCUGGAAGAGUUAGUGUUUAGAUGUUUACAGGUCCUUUAUGAAGAAGAAAAAUGAGACUCAGGUCUCAAAGAACGGUUGCACCUUGUUCGGAGACUCCGAAGAGCAACCACCGCCGGUCAAGAGCGACACCCAGACGAAGGCGCCCAUCGGUGACCGAAAGCCCGCUUCAAACCAAGGUUGAGGAGACUUUGGAUAAAGACUCCCACCAUUCAGAUGAUGAUGUUCCCACAAUGACUCGGCGACCGCUGCCUCGCGGCCGGGCAAGGAAAAGAGCUAUCGCUGUUGAGGACAGAGAAACAGAUCUGGCCUUCAAGACUCCGAUCAGGCCUAUCAUGCGCCAUGAGCGCAUACUGUCAGAGACCAACGCAGUAUCUCCUUGCAACUCAACAGCCAGAAACAUCUACUCACCCAUCGUGCGUUUCCUCACACCCAGCAAAGAGAAUAUGAAGUGUGCAGGUACUGGACACAAUGUGUUGAUGAGCCCAGAACAAGGUGUAUUUGGUUAUGGCUCCAUUGACCUUCUGGCUGGAGACGAGGAUGAUGACGUCUUCAGUCCAUUUACGUUCAUCAAGAACAUACCGUCACGGUCUCAGCAUUCCCAACCCCGGCUCAGAGAUAUUCCCCCCAAGACGAGGAGCACUCCAGAGGCCACACUGGUGGUUGAUCUGGAGGAGACCCUGAUGUUCAGCUCUCUGAGCGUGAUCGAGGACGCAGAGUUCACCUUCCACACGUCUUUCCAGGACCAUCAGUACAAGGUGCACAUGAUUCUGCGACCACACGCGAAAGAGUUUCUACAGUCCAUGGCAAAAAUCUAUGAGCUGUUUGUUUACACAUGUGCAAAGAAGGAGUACGCUGAGAAGAUACUGGACAUCCUGGACCCGCAGAGAAAACUGUUUCGACAUCGUCUGUAUCAGGACGACUGCGCCUGUGUCCUCGGUCACUACAUCAAAGAUCUCAGCAUCCUGGGGAGGGACCUCACCAAGACGGUGGUUCUGGACAACGCACCACACACAUACCCGUACCAUCUGAUGAACACGAUCCCCAUCAAGAGCUGGUCCGGGGAGUCCGAGGACAGAGAACUCCAGAAACUCAUCCCUUACAUGGAGAAACUGUCUGCAGCGGAGGAUUUUCGGGAGGUGCUGAAGAAGAGGAAGGAUCACUUCCACAGGCUGCUGUCAGAGGACUGACAGGACCCCCCCACCCCACCCCUCACCACCCCUCACCACCCCUCACCUAAACUGCUUAACAUGACUUUUACAGCUCAUGUUUGCUUUCUUUUUUUUUGCUUUGGCUAAAAAAGCAGAAUACAUUUGGAACUGGCUAACCCAAAGCCUGUUGUGUUGUGGUGGACCUGCUCGCCCUCCUCCGUUCUCCCUGAUGACUUAAAGGGACGGCAGAUCGGCAUUCCAAACAUGCUGCUGGUCGUUCAUCACUUAAACCUCUUCCCACCAAGACUCAUUCCACGGGGCAAUAAACUGCUACCCAGUGUUUGUGUAUAUUUACAUGACAAAACAUGAAAAACAUUGUUUAUAGUCCAAAUUUUUUAUUUAUUGAUUAUAUUGCUGUUAUGACUGUAAGUUUUAGAUAUGCUUUUUUUAAUGCAAUAAAAUUAUCCUUAUGAUAAUAAAUGGGGACAAAAAGCACUUUUAGCGUCAGUCCUUUCACUUGCUUUACUUUUAGCAGACUGUGUUUUGUGUUUCAGCUCUGUGACCUGAUAUUAAGUUUAAGGCUGGAGUUGUGAAGUGUGCGAAGUGAGCGAUUUGUCAGGAAAGCUGCUGCAGAUCAGACGGGGGAGGAGGAGGAUGUUAAAGUGGACAGAUGUUAAUAUCGUCAGUGAGGUAACAAUGAUACAGCAGAAUGAAACUUCACGUCUGUGUCAUCCUCUGUUAAAAUCAUGAAUUUAUACUUAUUCCACACAUACCUUCUGUUGAUGUAUUUUAUCAGACUGAUGGAUCACAGUCAGAUUUUUGUUAUGUUUUUAUCUUUUUUGACGUCUUCUCAGGGGUUUUAGCUCCAUUUCUGUGGUGUCACGACUGUGGUGUGGUGUUAACUGCAGGUUCCUUUUAAUUUAAAAAAAAAAAAAAAAAAAAAAAAAGUUCCUGCUGCCAAAACAAAGCUCAUCACUUCCUGUGCAGCAGGAAAGCAAAAGUUCAGAGGAGCAAAUGGAAAAGAUUUGUGGAAAUACGGAGGAGUCACUGUUGUGUUAAAGCAGUAAGAGGUAGAGUGCAACAGUGUGUUAAUGUAGGAAGAUUACACACACAAUUGCCAUCACAUUAAACGUUUUCCUUUAAAGUAUGUAAGGUUGUUGUCACCAUACAGGGAUAUAAACUCAUCUAUAGCACGACAGAUUCACCACAAACAUAAACACGAGAAAGUUUCACUUGUUGCUGAGGAAAACUUUCCACAGAACUAAUUCUUUGUAUUUAAUCAUAAAUAUGAACUAUACCUCUUCUGAAAAGAAUAAUGUAAUGUAAAAAGACAGAAUCACUCUGUGAAACUGGAUAACACUGGUUUACAGGUCUGUAAAUAAUUUAUUUUCAAAUAAUGUCCCAAGACGUUUCCUGGAAAAGAACCUAUGAUUCGGCUCGAAUUACAUGUAAAAUGCAGAGAGAUCAGUUCACUUCCAGCUGUUUCUAAAAGUGAAGCUAGAGACUUUCAUUCAGAAGCUAAAGAAGAAUAAAGUUUCCAAUAAGGAAUGAGGGAUAAAUAUUCACUGGAGCAAGGAAAUCCAUCUGGAAAUCAAUAAUAAACUCAACUAAAAUAAGUGUCACAACUUUGUCUCCAUUUUCCACACGUGUGUGUGUGUGUGUGUGUGUAAAAUGACUUAAAGUCAUUACACAACAGUAGUCUACACAGUAUCAGCCUGUG